GCGAAAAUAAAAGUUCACGCCUCAUUUAACUUUUUUUUGGUGUUCCACUCAAAAACGUUGAGCAGAUUAAACUUAAUUACAUCUCGAUGGAUAAAGAGAAGCAGCACAAUUAAGAGACAUUGAAGUGAAAAAAUAACUUAUUCAUGUUAAAAAGUGUUACAGGAAUUUAAAAGUUUAAUUUGAUAUUCAAAUUGAAAAAGAAAGCGAGCGGAUGCACUUUUCAAUGAACUCUCGAGACGCGACAAUUGUGAGCUUAGUUUAUUGUUGUGUGAAUUAAAUUGAGGAACGAAAAUAAAAAAAACCCGAUAGUUUGUGCAACUUACUAAAGAAAUUAAACAAUUGGAAGAAAAUAAAGAAAAGAAAAAAACUCUGAUCAAAAAGUGAUCUUAAGAAUUUUGCAAGUGUACAACGUAUACAGUUCUGAUAUCAAUAAGAUAAAAAAAUAAGAAUGUUGAAAUUAAUGAUCUUGGUAGCAUUUUUAUUGCUGCAACUGGCUUAUGCUCAAGAGUCUCAACCAGCGGUUAUCACAAACCCAAAUAAUAAUAGCAGAGAAAGCAAAGCGAUAUCUUCAAAUUGCCCGCGAUCAUGUCCACCAUCAAGCACUGAGACCGAGCCCGUAUGUGGCACUGAUGGAAUCAUUUAUGCAAAUUCCUGUGAAAUGAAAAAGAAAACUUGUACGAAAGGAAACAUUAACGCUAUCAAAGAAGACCAACAGGGCUGUGAACGAUCGAAAGGUUCAGAAUGUAAUCACCGAUGUCCAACAGAGAAAGAUUUAGUUUGUGGUACUGAUGGACGCACGUAUUUAAAUCGAUGCAUGUUAGCAGUUCAAGCAUGUCGUGUUGGAAAAGCUGCAGUAAUACUCGCACACAUGGGUCCAUGCGCAGCGGGCUCCGUCAUCCGUGAAUCAUGUCCAGUCGAUUGCAACAGUGCACCUCAAGACGGUCCAAUUUGUGCGUCUGAUGGAAAUGUUUACAAUUCUACAUGCCAGAUGAAACUGUUAACGUGUGGACAAGGAGUUGUUCGUAAAAGCCGCAAGCAUUGUCAAAGCACAAGAAAUUGUCGCGAAUCUUGUUGGCGCGUUGCAAGACCCACCUGUGGUUCCGAUGGACGUUUAUAUGCAAGCGCUUGUAAAAUGCGAUCAUCAAACUGUGGCAAACACGUUUUUGAAGUUCCGAUUUCAUUUUGUAUGUCUCAGGAGAGAACUGGAAGCAUCAACAACUAUUUAGGUGAUUGUCCCACAUCGUGUGCCAAUGAAGAAGAGAAAAUUGUUUGUGGAAGUGAUGGACAUGUUUAUACAUCACAAUGUGAAUUAAAGAUGCUCAACUGUGGAUCACAAAAGAAAAACAUUUAUGCGGCUCCGAUCGAAAAAUGUCUAAAGAAAGUCGAUCGAUGCAAGAAGUCGUCGGAGAUUGCUUGCAAGCAACUUCAGAAAAAACAGAGCUCGAUCUUUGGUAAGAGUGAUGAGAUUUGUGGAACUGACUCGAAAACAUAUGCCGAUGAAUGUGAACUACAAAAAGCAACAUGUUUACGUGGAGUUCAAAUGGCCCAUAUUGGACCAUGCACGAAUCUUAAAAAUGAACCUGAAUGCGAGCCUUGCAAAAUUGAUGACUACCGGCCUGAACCGAUUUGUGCAUCAGAUGGAAACGUCUAUCAAAACCAGUGCGAGUUGAAAGAACAAACUUGUGGUCUUCAUGUGGUUCCUGUUUCACUUCAGAACUGUCCAAAGACCCAGUUCUGCGAUGUCGAUUGUGAUGAAUUAUACGGUCAUCAAGCAAGCUACAUUUGCGGCAGUGACAACAAAUUAUAUAAAUCUGAGUGUCACAUGAGAAAAGAGAAUUGUGGAAAGCACGUUUUUAUUGUGCCAAUUAAACGAUGUCUCGCUGCCUUCGCAUUCAAGGGAUGUGCUAGAAUAUGCCCACAAGAUUAUGAACCAGUUUGUGGAACUGAUGACAAAACAUAUUCAAAUGACUGUUUUCUAAGUAUUGAAGGUUGUCGCUCAAGAAACUUUGUCACUAGAAAACACAUAGGAGCUUGUGGACGACCGGAGAAGCCAUCAACAAAUUAUUUGUACUAAUUUUGAAAACAAAGUUGAAUUUACCUAUUUCUGUGACUAUUAAAAAAUUCCUUUUAUUUAUUGACUUAUAGUAAGAAUCAUUUUCUGUUUAAAACUAUUUUCAAAAUGAAAAUAAAAUUUUAAUUUAG
Messenger RNA from Clunio marinus, 2202 nucleotides. NCBI's taxonomy places the organism in Eukaryota, Metazoa, Arthropoda, Insecta, Diptera, Chironomidae. The record is from the annotation of a GenBank genome assembly.